AUGUCUUACCAGUGGAACAGCGCAAGAGCCUCCCUAGACCUCAGGAAACCACAUCAGCAAUUGGCAGGUGUGAAGGGCUCGGACCCUUCCACUUUGGCUUAUCAGCAGCAGCAGCAGCAGCAGCAGCAACAACAUAGCCAGAAGAUGCCUCUGUCGCUGCCUUCAUCGCUUGCACAGCGGAACUCGAUACCCUACCCCAUCGAUGCCAUCACUUCGGAUCCCACCAUCCAGGCGCAUUUGAGUGCGUAUGACCAGGAUCGACAGUACUCGGUGGGCGUUGCUGCGGCAAGCAGCAACAUAAUACACCCUUCCAGCUCUAAUAAUAUUCCCUCCUCUCAAACUAAUAAUAACAACAAUGAGGCCACCAACAUGGGCUCAUUGACCGAUACGUCUAUUUUGCCUGUAGCAAGAACUUCGCUCCAAACUCACCAGAAACUGUAUAAUUCUAACCAAAGUGACCCCAGAUCACCUCUGGUGAUACUGAUACCCACUUCCGCGCAACCCACCGAGAUACUGGCUGCUCGGUUCUCUGCCUGGAGAAGUGUCAUCCGCGCCAUUGUGGUGUAUCUGUCUGAAACUGCUUCCAUACAGGACGAAAUCAUUAGGCAGCAACUAAGACUGUCCCAUGCUGUGCAGUUCCCUUUCUUCAGUAUUGAAAACCAAUACCAACCAACCUCCAAUGAGGACAAGUCCAUGCAGAAGUUUUUUCUGCCAUUGGGCAGUGGGUCCAUACAGGAUUUGCCCACGAUGUUGGCCAAAUAUCAUGAGAAUUUGGCCUCUUUAGCAUUGAAGAGUUCUAAAGAGUUGACCAGUGAAAUCAUUCCAAGACUAGAAGACUUGAGAAGAGACUUAUUGGUUAAGAUCAAGGAAAUAAAGUCUUUGCAAUCGGACUUCAAAAACUCUUGUAGUAAAGAGUUGCAACAAACCAAAUAUUUGAUGAAAGCCUUCAAUGAAUCCCUGAAAGACUGUAAAUUAGGCAGCCCGAAGAAUGACCCUUUCUUAAUAAAGUUACAAUUGGAAAAACAAAUUAAAAGACAGUUGGUCGAAGAAAACUAUUUACAUGAGGCAUUUGACAAUUUACAAAAUUCAGGGGCUCAGUUGGAGAAUGUCGUUGUGAUGGAAAUACAAAACGGGUUAACCAGCUAUGCAAGAAUCAUUGGGAAGGAAGCUCAACUGGUAUUUGACUCUGUCAUCUCCAAACUAGACUCCACACUCUUAAACAAAAACCCAAAUCUUGAAUGGGAUAACUUCAUUCAGAAAAAUACUUCCAAUUUCGUGCCGCCAAAUUUGCCAAUGAGGAAAUUCAAAGAGAUUUCAUACAGCAACCAACACGACCCAUUCACUGUAGAAAUCAAAUCUGGAUUCCUAGAGAAGAGAUCAAAAUUCUUAAAAUCAUACUCGCGUGGGUUUUACGUUCUCACCCCAAGCUUUUUACAUGAGUUCAAAACCCCAGAUAGGCACAAGUUUUCCGUCCCGCUAAUGUCUAUACCACUAGUUGAGUGCACCGUAACUGAACAUUCCAAAAAGGCGAAAUCAGACUCCGACCAAGGCAAUAACAAAUUCAUACUCCGGACGAAUUCCAACGGGUUGAUACACAGAGGCCAUAACUGGGUAUUCAAAGUGGAUUCUUAUGGCGAUAUGAUGGAAUGGUUUGAAAAUAUCAAAGCCUUAUCAAGCCUACCCAACUACGAUGACAAAUGCAAAUUUGUUAAUAAAGUUACGAAACAACUCAAAACUAAAACCAAUGAUGACGAGAGCUCUAUGCAAAACAUAACGGAUGACCAACACACGAGACCUGAUGACGUGAGUAGUAGUUUCCCCAUGAACUCCAUCCCUAGAUUAGACAAUGUGACAAUCACGAACACCACCUCAUCCAUACCGGAGACCAAUGAUUCACAAUUACAAAACAGAAUUCCUGAAUUUUGUAUCGAAAAUGUAGAUUCUCUAAGGAAAAUCUACCCCAAGUAA
Molecule: messenger RNA, 1968 nt
Organism: Saccharomyces eubayanus
Lineage: Eukaryota; Fungi; Ascomycota; Saccharomycetes; Saccharomycetales; Saccharomycetaceae
Gene: SLM2
Product: phosphatidylinositol 4,5-bisphosphate-binding protein
Exons: 1
Coding region: 1-1968 (655 amino acids)
Source: RefSeq, a predicted model, not a curated record